UUCAGUCUUCCGGGCCCCACGACUCUCUCCCGGCACUAGGAUCUACUCUAUGGUAGAGAGCUCAGCCUUUCUAGCUCUCUAGUCCUCCGACUGCCCCAUCUAUGGUUUCGGAGACCUCACCGGAAGCCCUCGUGUAGGGCCUUGUGGGAGGCCGGAAGUUGCGGCCUCAAUACUCGCCAUUUCAAAAUGCUGCCGAGGUAGGACCUGUGGCUGCCACCACUUCCUCUACCCGGGCUCGACCGGGGAGACAUUCAUGGAGCUGCCGUAAGGCUUCACCUGACAGAAGCAUGGACGAUUCUUAUACUUAAUUAAAUUCUUCAGUUUGGCAGGAUCUGAACUAGAAAGUCAUCUGAAGAUACGCAGAACCUCAGCAAGGGUAUGCAGCAUUUGUUUUUGCCAACAGACUGCAGUUUCUUCACUGCCAAAAUGACAUCAUUUUCCACCUCUGCCCAGUGUUCAACAUCUGACAGUGCUUGUAGGAUCUCUCCUGGACAAACCAAUCAGGUACGACCAAAACUGCCACUUUUGAAGAUUUUGCAUGCAGCAGGUGCGCAAGGUGAAAUGUUCACUGUUAAAGAGGGAGAGGUGACCACUGUCCCCUGGAAUCCGAAGCCAAGCAGAGCCUGGCAGGUCAUGCACUAUUUAGGUCAGUACAUAAUGGUGAAGCAGCUUUAUGAUCAGCAGGAGCAGCAUAUGGUAUAUUGUGGUGGAGAUCUUUUGGGAGAACUACUGGGAUGUCAGAGCUUCUCCGUGAAAGACCCAAGCCCUCUCUAUGAUAUGCUAAGAAAGAAUCUUGUCACUUUAGCCACUGCUACUACAGAUGCUGCUCAGACUCUCGCUCUCGCACAGGAUCACAGUAUGGAUAUUCCAAGUCAAGACCAACUGAAGCAAAGUGCAGCGGAAAGUUCCACUUCCAGGAGAAGAACUGCAGAAGAUGAUAUCCCCACACUGCCUACCUCACAGCAUAAAUGCGUAAAUUCUAGAGAAGAUGAAGACUUAAUAGAAAAUUUAACCCAAGAUGAGACAUCUAGGCUGGACCUUGGAUUCGAGGAGUGGGAUGUAGCUGGCCUGCCUUGGUGGUUUUUAGGAAACUUGAGAAACAACUAUACACCUAGAAGUAGUGGUUCAACUGAUUUACAGACAAAUCAGGAUGUGGGUACUGCUAUUGUUUCAGAUACUACAGAUGACUUGUGGUUUUUGAAUGAAUCAGUAUCAGAGCAGUUAGGUGUUGGAAUAAAAGUUGAAGCUGCGGAUACUGAACAAGCAAGUGAAGAAGUAGGGAAAAUAAGUGACAAAAAGGUGAUUGAAGUGGGGAAAAAUGAUGAUCUUGACGACUCUAAGUCCUUAAGUGAUGAUACUGAUGUAGAAGUUACCUCUGAGAAUGAGUGGCAGUGUACUGAAUGUAAGAAAUUUAACUCUCCAAGCAAGAGGAAAAUGAAGGAAUUGAUGUGCCUGAUUGUCGAAGAACCAUUUCAGCUCCUGUCGUUAGACCUAAAGAUGUGUAAAAAAGAAAACUCCAAACUUUUUGAUCCCUGCAACUUGGUGGAAUUAUUGGAUUUGGCUCACAGUUCUGCAAGCCAAGAGACCAUCUCAAGCAUGGGAGAACAGUUAGAUAACCUUUCUGAACAGAGAACAGAUACAGAAAACAUGGAGGAUUGCCAGAAUCUUCUGAAGCCAUGUAGCUUAUGUGAGAAAAGACCACGAGAUGGGAACAUUAUUCAUGGGAGGACAGGCCAUCUUGUCACUUGUUUUCACUGUGCCAGAAGACUAAAGAAGGCUGGGGGUUCAUGUCCUAUUUGCAAGAAAGAGAUUCAGCUGGUUAUUAAGGUUUUUAUAGCAUAAUGGUAGUACGAAUAUAAAAAUGCAUUUAUUCGGUUCACAUCACAUUAUUUGAAGAUCAAUCCUUUAAUUUUAUUUCCUACUUGUCUGUUAGAGAAUGUUGUUAGGUAUUAAAAUCCAAGGUAGCUGUGAGAAAAAAACGGGCACCAACAAUGAAAAACAGAAGUAAUCUGAUUAGUUAAAUUAUGAAGUGCUGUGGAUUACUUUAUGCUGCAGUCAGGUACAUAGUUAAAUGAACCCAAAAGAAAAGCUCUUGAAAAACAAGAGAUUUCUUCCAUGCACAUUUACAAUAUUGAGGUAUAGGUAACAUGAUAAAGUGUUUCCUUCUAACAAGUUGUAAAAAUCUAACCACCCCAUAAAAGCAAUAGAAUGUUUCUGUCGCCCUAAAACACUCCCUCCUACCCCUUUUCAGACAGUCCUUUGACUAUUUCAUGGCUCUCAGCCUAGAUUAGUUUUUUGGUUGCACUUUUUUGGGGGGUUGUAGGGGAGGUAUGGGGCGACAGGCAGGGUCUUGUUCUGUCUCCCAGGCUGAAGUGCGGUGCAGUGGUGUGAUCAUGGCUCACUGCAGCCUUGGUUUCUGGGCAUAAGUGGUCUUCCCACUUAAGCCUCCUUAAUAGCUGAGACUGUAGACUAGCGUAACAACACUGACUAAUUUUUUUUUUUUUUUUUUUUUUUUUUUGGUCAUUAGAGUUCUUUUAUUACAGAGGCCA
Molecule: messenger RNA, 2549 nt
Organism: Cebus imitator (Panamanian white-faced capuchin)
Lineage: Eukaryota; Metazoa; Chordata; Mammalia; Primates; Cebidae
Gene: MDM4
Product: MDM4 regulator of p53
Exons: 14
Coding region: 379-1842 (487 amino acids)
Biological process (GO): protein ubiquitination; regulation of cell cycle; negative regulation of apoptotic process
Cellular component (GO): nucleus
Molecular function (GO): ubiquitin protein ligase activity
Source: RefSeq, a predicted model, not a curated record